AUGAAAGAAGAAAGUAAUCUGAAUGGGAUGAGUGACAAGACCAAUAAGUUGACUAGCAAAUCGGCACCCAUCAAGUCGAUCCUCAAAUCUGCAAAGUCAACUAAGCCAACUCAAGAAGAGUCUGACGAUGAGGUUAUAGAAAUUGAACCGCCAAAUAUUCCUAAAGAUCAACAAGAGAUGUUAUCGGAAAUGAAAAAACGAUAUGGGAAUAUUCGAAUUCCACAAAAAUUCGUAUUAGUGGUUAAAGACAAUCAAGGUAAUGAAAAGGUAAUUGAUGACGAUGAUACUGAUUUAGAAGCAGAUAAUGAUUUUGAUGAUGCUGAUUAUGACGAAUAUGAAUCAUCUUCAGAUAUUGAGUAUAAUCAAGACGCACCACAAGAUCCUGUAAUAAGUGAGGAAGAAGAAAAUAACUCUGAAAAAGAAAAUUUGCCCCAAACUCGUCGUAUUUCACCAGCGUGGAAAUAUUUUAAUGAUAAAAUGUCACAAUAUCCAGGAAGACCAGAUACCUUAAUUCUACUUGAGCCUUUAGAAAAGACAACUGUACUACUUUCAGCCUCCUCUUAUCCCACUAUUUCAGAUGUUAGGUUCUUAUUUCUUGGGAUUCAACAGCAUCUAGAUGAUUAUAUUGGAGAAGAAGGAUUUAGUCAGAGUGAAGUGGCAUCAUCAAUCCUAACAGUAUUGGGAAGUGGUGGAUUCAUCCACCAUAGUAGCUACAAUUUUAGAUCCACGUACUAA
Molecule: messenger RNA, 735 nt
Organism: Rhizophagus irregularis DAOM 181602=DAOM 197198
Lineage: Eukaryota; Fungi; Glomeromycota; Glomeromycetes; Glomerales; Glomeraceae
Source: RefSeq, a predicted model, not a curated record